Molecule: messenger RNA, 213 nt
Organism: Pieris macdunnoughi
Lineage: Eukaryota; Metazoa; Arthropoda; Insecta; Lepidoptera; Pieridae
Source: the annotation of a GenBank genome assembly
AUGAUUCCGGAGCCAUCGGAAGCAUCUAAAGGGGAAGUUUUGAAGACAAAGAUGACGGCACACAGUCUUCACAAAGCAUUGUCUGCGAUGCUUCUUAGCAAAGUGCAGGACGGACAGUCUCUCGAGGAACUAAAUAAAUUGCUUAUUGAAUACGUUUACAGGGGAAGUAAUAUUACUUAUAAUGAAACUAGAAGAAAUCAAGAACUUUCUUGA